This is a messenger RNA of Tripterygium wilfordii, 548 nucleotides long. Its product is annotated as UPF0434 protein Daci_3569. Lineage: Eukaryota; Viridiplantae; Streptophyta; Magnoliopsida; Celastrales; Celastraceae. Bases 94 to 360 code for a protein of 88 amino acids. The record is from RefSeq and is a predicted model, not a curated record. The transcript has 3 exons.
CCAAAGAAGAUGAACUCUGUUGUGAUUGCCUCUGCCAUCAGAGACCACAGAGGUUCGAAACCCUAGAGAAGAGAUAGUUGAGCAAAAAUCGGAAUGGUCAGACUAAGCAAAUCACUGAUGAGAAAUGCAGGGAAUGGGAUAAGCAAGACUCUCUCUGAGAUUCUGGUCUGCCCACUCUCCAAACAACCCCUCAGGUAUUGUGAGGAGACCAAUUCUCUUAUCAGUGACAGCAUUGGAGUUUCGUUCCCGAUAAAGGAUGGGAUCCCUUGUCUUGUUCCAAGGGAUGGCAAGAUUUUGGACACCGAUGAGCUGCAGAAAUCUGAUGGCGGUGCUGAUUCAUCUGCUGUAAAUAAGCAAUAAUAAAGGGGUAGCUCUUGAGCUAAGUCAUUGAGUUUGAAAUGUUUUGUGCCGUAGAGAUAACCGGAUUUGCUGAUUGUGAAUUGUGUAAUAUCUUUGACCACUUUGCAAGAAAAUGAAGAUCAUGUACCAUGGCUUUAUAUAAAUUGAUGUUCUCCUCUGCUGUUGGAUAUGUGUUGAAAAGUAGUGUU